AUGGCUCGUCUGACCGUCGUGACAAAAAAAGGAUUGUGUGUUUGUUUAAACCUGGAACCAGCUCGAAUCGUCGAUGACACAUCAAGUGAAACUACCCAUAUUCUCACAACCCAUAACACCAAUACUCCUGCUCGGAACUCGCCAACUAUAUUCGAUGAUAGUCUAACCAAUCUCUCCUGGCUACAUGACAUCAAUAUUUUAAAACGAACGAUUCCAACAAUCAAUUCAGGAACUAAUUCGCUUAAUAACAAACGGAAAGAUCAAUGUGUGUCGACUGUACAUUCGUCAUCGAGUGGUGCUUUACAUCCCAAUGAUAUCGAUGAUAAUCAUCAUCAUUCUAACGUUGACGAUGAUCACUGGAAAGUCUACCGAAACAAUCCUCACAUGAAACCGGUUUAUUCUUAUUCUCAAUUGAUUUUGCUAGCAAUGAAAAAUUCAGGUCAUGAAAAAAUGUCAUUAGACAUGAUUUGUGAAUGGCUUGUUGAAAAUUUUCCAUAUAUGAAAAAGAUGGAAGCAACUUGGCAGAACUCCAUUCGAAUUAACUUAUCAGAUAACAAAUAUUUCAUGAAAGUUUCGCGUAAGAAGAAGGAAAGCGGAGAGAAAGGAGCAUUUUAUAAACUCUCGUUGGAUCAGCAACGUCAACUAGUACAAGAACAACCAACUAUCAAACGUUUACGUUCAUCGAAACGGUCGGCGAAACAAUCCAACCAUACGAUUAAAAGUGAAGUUUGGAUUGACUCAGUUCUUCCGUGUAUUGCAAGCAAAAGUUCCACUUCGACUAAUCCACAUGAUCGUACUUACGUACGAAUGCCAAGUAGUUUCCUUUCUCCGAUAUCUUCACCGGAUUCCUUAACGGUCCCACCCUUUCAUCAACAGCAACAACAACAAUCGAAUAGCUCAUCGCCAUCAUCACUAUCAUCAGCCAUCUCGAAACAAAAUUUCAUUCCCACGAAACUCGACGACGCGGAUAUGCUCCUACUCGACUCAGUCACUUUCGAUUGGGAUGCUUAUUUAUGCGAAACACCGAACGAUAUCGAUCUAUCCACAAAAACUGAACAGGACCUUUUCAAUGACUUCAAUGCUGCAUUGACUGAUUUGACAUAUUCAGCGGAGAUAGCAGCAGCCGGUGGUGAUACAAGUGCAUUUGAUGGUUUUGAUUGCUCUUCAAAACACUCCACGUUCUCAUCUCUAUUUGAAGAUGACGAACAAGCUCUCAAAAUCAAAGGUCGAGGCAUCAAACGACCACUAUGGUGGUUGACGAAUGACAACAUCACCUCAAACAAACUACCAUCUUUAGAAGCAGCAUUUGAUCUAAAAUUACCGAAAUAA
Messenger RNA from Adineta ricciae, 1329 nucleotides. The record is from the annotation of a GenBank genome assembly. Lineage: Eukaryota; Metazoa; Rotifera; Eurotatoria; Adinetida; Adinetidae.